This is a messenger RNA of Entrophospora candida, 705 nucleotides long. The record is from the annotation of a GenBank genome assembly. NCBI's taxonomy places the organism in Eukaryota, Fungi, Glomeromycota, Glomeromycetes, Entrophosporales, Entrophosporaceae.
AUGUAUCAAAGGGGUGAGUCUUUUUGCCCAUUAACUAGAAGUAUAGAAUACAACAAGGGUCACAAAUGUGAUGUAUGCUUCUUAUCAACGUUAGGAGUAGAUAUAGGAGAGUGGGAAUUCAUAUCAAACUUAAUGGCACAAAAGGCAAUUGGUGACUGUUGCCAAUCUGCAUGGAUAAAUCAGUCAAUUUUAAAUGGUUUGUUAAACUGCAACUUGAAUGAUGAACAGGUUGCUGGCACAAGUGGUCAAAUGUUGGUUGAAGAUUUAGUUGAGGGAAACAUGAAAAUGGCCAACAAUAUCACUCUCAAUUGUAUUGUUAUUCUUAAUAACCCAUGUAAUCAACUUUCAGCCAAUAAUGUUUCCCUCGUAAUUGUGAUUCCCAGAAAUGGAACAGUCAAUGAUCUCCAAACUGCAAUUCAGAAUCAGUUAGAAUCUAACAUUCCUCUUGAUAUUUGUCAAAUUUGUCAUCCUGGACCUGUAGACGAAAGAUGUAUGCAAUCACCAGCUCUAAUCUCUAGUUUUUUCAAUGGGGAUCCUCCUGAAAAUAAUAACAGACGAAAAACUCAAGGUAGAUUUACUACAAAUCCUACGCAAUAUUUACAAUUUCAAAACCAGGAUAAAUAUGAUCACAUAAUUCAUGAGGGCCAUAUAACUGUCAUAAAUAAGAAGAUACAAGAUAUGAAGGAGGUAUUUGAUUAUGGAGAG